GUUCAGCAAGAUUGCGUUCUUUCGCCCAAGCAGGCGUUUGCCAGCGCCUUCCUCAAGCCCAGCAGCCCGGGGGUCAACGCCAAGGAUGAGAAUGAUGAUACCACUCCUGACCCUCCUUCCCCAACGGAAGGUCCAGCAUCCGUUACAGGAUUCGUUGCGGCGACUGCCUCGAUUCCGACGAUUCCUGGCAUGUCAGACGCGGAUGACACCGACAAGGCGCAGAUGCCGCCGGAAAAGAAAACGUCCUUCCAGGACGUUCGUCGCAGCUCAGAUGCCAGCCGUGCCAGCAAAGAAAGCAAACAGAGCAACAUCAGCUUCGACAGCGAUGGAUCACUGCCGUCCUUCUUCAAAGCGCAGACAACUGGCACCUCGCAGUGGAAGGAUUUCUUGCAGGACAGCGAGUCGAGCGUCUCAGCCAACCGCUUUGCCCGAGUCUGGAACUUCUUCAUUUUGAUGACGGUCUUCUUCUCGCUGACGCAGGCUUUGAACCCUCCUCUUCUUUCGGGUGUUUACGUCGGCUAUGCGGAAGUGGGCAUCGAGACGCUGUUUUGUGUCGAGCUUCUUGCACAUGCGGUGCUAGAGCCGCGCAAAUUGGCCAUUUUUCGGGAUUACCACACCUACAUCGACCUGGCUGCCGUACUCCCAAUCAUCUUGCGGAUAGAAGCAGGAUUUACCCUGCCAUCUAUUGCAGAAAAGCCCUUCAGCCACUACGUGCUGGUCGGCAUUGUGCCAACAGUACGACUGCUGAAGCUGAUGCGACGGUUUGGUAAACUCAGCUUGGUUUCCCAUGUGCUCAACACUACGGGAGAUGCUUUGAAGCUCUUGCUCUUCCUCAUCUCCGUGAUUGUCUUAAGCUUCUCCACGCUUAUGUAUAUUGUCGAAGAAGUUGACAAUGUUGAUUCUUUGAGCACGGCUAUGUGGAUCUGCACGGUGACGGUGACCACAGUUGGGUAUGGAGAUGUCACGCCCUUGACUACUUCUGGGCGGAUCCUAGCAGGAACUCUGUGCUUUCUAUCCGUACUUUUCAUGGCCAUGCCCAUCUCCGUGCUCGGCAAUGCCAUGACGCAUGCCUGGGCAGAUCGCAGCCGUAUCUUGUUGAUGACCCGUACGCGUCAGCGACUUAAGAGCUACGGCUAUGAAGCCAGUGACAUGCCAUCCCUUUUCCGGAAGUUUGAUAGCAACGGCAACGGGGAGCUCACGAUGGAUGAAUUUUGCGAUAUGAUAUCGAAAAUGAAUGUUGGCAUUCGACCAUCAGAAGCAGAAGAGCUGUUCGAGCUCUUCGACACAGAUGGCAGUGGAGGUAUUGAUGACAGAGAGUUCAUGAAGGCGCUUUUCCCUGAUGAUUAUCGAAAAAUCUAUAUCAGAACCACCACGAUGAAUACCUUCUGA
Molecule: messenger RNA, 1389 nt
Organism: Symbiodinium pilosum
Lineage: Eukaryota; Dinophyceae; Suessiales; Symbiodiniaceae
Source: the annotation of a GenBank genome assembly